Molecule: messenger RNA, 2676 nt
Organism: Diceros bicornis minor
Lineage: Eukaryota; Metazoa; Chordata; Mammalia; Perissodactyla; Rhinocerotidae
Gene: OTX1
Product: orthodenticle homeobox 1
Exons: 4
Coding region: 801-1871 (356 amino acids)
Biological process (GO): regulation of transcription by RNA polymerase II; multicellular organism development
Cellular component (GO): nucleus
Molecular function (GO): DNA-binding transcription factor activity, RNA polymerase II-specific; RNA polymerase II cis-regulatory region sequence-specific DNA binding
Source: RefSeq, a predicted model, not a curated record
ACUCAAGCUGCAGCCUAGCAGAGUCGCCGCAGCUUGAGUCCCAUUCUCCUUCGGCCCGAGAGCCCCGGCUGUUUCCCUUUCGUCCCCUUCCCUGAAAACUGGGUUCUCCCAGCCCAGGUUGAGGGUCCCGGAGGAUAGGAGAGGGGAGCGUCUUUAGCUCUAACUCCUCUCCCUGAAAUCCCUGGCCCUGGUGCCAGGCCUGCUGUGACUUCCCACGAAGCGGGGUGAAGCGACAGGUCAUCUGGGCCCCAGUCCCACUCCCGCAGCGCCACUUUCUGACCCUUGAGAGUAGCGCCUUAGGUGCGGGGCAACUCGGGAAGCGAGGCUUCGACCUUCCAGCCCCGGUCAGCGCGAGCUACGCCGCCGAGGCCUAGUUCUCCAGUCUCAAUCGGGUCCCGGGGCCGCGGGUUCAGCGGGUAGGAUAGCGAGCGCGCGGGACCUGCUGCACUUAGGCCUCCCAAAUCCGCGAGACAUUUUUGGGCGCUGGGCGGGUCACCUUUCAGCCCCCGCCGGGACCCGGUUGUCCGCAACUAGGACCGGGCAGAAAGAAGGCUACCGGCUUGUGUUGGCAAAGAAGGGCCUGUGGCCGUGGCUGACCUCGGGCCGCUUGAUAGAACCGCCACCUCUACAGUGGCCCCUUCUGGCCGCCUCUGCCGGACCUGCGGUUGAGACGUGGUGGGAUUGCGGGCCGGGCCCCCAGACGCAGCAGAGCUUGAAAGGACUGCGCGGUGGGAGACCCGCACUGCGCCCGGCCCCUGGCCCCCCUGGAUCCGUCGGGGCGCCUCCACCCGGCUGUUAGCAUGAUGUCUUACCUCAAACAACCCCCAUACGGCAUGAACGGGCUGGGCCUGGCCGGGCCCGCCAUGGACCUCCUGCAUCCCUCCGUGGGCUAUCCGGCCACCCCGCGGAAGCAGCGGCGGGAGCGCACCACCUUCACGCGCUCGCAGCUGGACGUGCUGGAGGCGCUUUUCGCCAAGACUCGCUACCCUGACAUCUUCAUGCGCGAGGAGGUGGCGCUCAAGAUCAACCUGCCAGAGUCCAGAGUCCAGGUCUGGUUCAAGAACCGCCGCGCCAAAUGCCGCCAGCAGCAGCAGAGCGGGAGCGGGACCAAGAGCCGCCCAGCCAAGAAGAAGUCGUCUCCGGUGCGGGAGAGCUCGGGCUCCGAAAGCAGCGGCCAGUUCACGCCGCCCGCUGUGUCCAGCUCCGCCUCAUCCUCUAGCUCGGCAUCCAGCGCCUCCGCCAACCCAGCGGCUGCAGCGGCUGCAGGCCUGGGCGGGAACCCGGCGGUGGCAGUCCCGUCGUCGUUGAGUACGCCGGCUGCCUCAUCCAUCUGGAGUCCGGCCUCCAUCUCGCCCGGCUCAGCCCCGGCGUCGGUGUCGGUGCCUGAGCCAUUGGCCGCGCCUAGCAACGCAUCGUGUAUGCAGCGCUCGGUAGCCGCAGGCGCCGCCUCGGCCGCAGCCUCUUAUUCCAUGUCCUACGGCCAGGGCGGCAGCUACGGCCAAGGCUACCCUGCGCCCUCCUCUUCCUACUUUGGCGGCGUGGACUGCAGCUCAUAUCUAGCGCCCAUGCACUCGCACCACCACCCGCACCAGCUCAGCCCUAUGGCGCCCUCCUCCAUGGCCGGCCACCAUCACCACCAUCCGCACGCGCACCACCCGCUGAGCCAGUCCUCAGGCCACCACCACCACCACCACCACCACCACCACCACCAGGGCUACGGCGGCUCGGGGCUCGCCUUCAACUCUGCCGACUGCUUGGAUUACAAGGAGCCUGGCGCCGCCGCCGCUUCCUCCGCUUGGAAACUCAACUUUAACUCGCCCGACUGCCUGGAUUAUAAGGACCAAGCCUCAUGGCGGUUCCAGGUCUUGUGAGCCCAGGAGUGGAAGAAAGAGAAGAAACGCAACUACCUGCGCCCUCCGUGACCCCCGUCCUAUUGCUGCUGCUGCUGCACCGCCCGCCUUUGCCUCGGCUUCUCUAGACCUGAAUUUUCAUGCCCCCAAAAGAUGCCCAUCGCCUGCACUGCCGCCCUCAUUUUUGUGCCACUUGCUUGGGGGAUGUGCAAACCCGCCCGCCCCUUGGACCAGGGAACCGGUGCUUCGGCUUGGCCCACAAGUUGUCUGGGCGAGCUAUGUGCUCCCCUCAACCCCUAACGAACUCCUGAGUCACGCUCUUCCAGUCUUGCUGGACAGUUAUUAUGCACUUGCAGCCUUCGGAGGCUCUUCGCUCUGACUCGCUGUUUGAGCCCUACUCUUUUUAUUUAUUCUUUCUGGACACUGGAGUCACUAACUGGCAUGUGUCUGCUCACUGGAGUGCACCCACACUCCAAAUCAAAACAACCACUAAGUGUUUCUCGCGUGCAGACCGCCGCCCCGUCAUCUGCCCUCGGCCCUGCUCCCGGCCUGCAGGCCAGAGCUUCCCGGGGGUUCCUCCGCCCCAGCCGGAUGCGUCGGGGCAAGGCCGGAGGGAGGAGCGCGCCCCUAGCCUCUCGCGCACAGCCCCGCCCUGCGUAGAAUUGGCUCAAGCUUCCGCCUCGGCGGGAAUGCUGUACAUAGUCGGGUCCGUUCCAGGGGCCACUUAAACUUUUUAGUUGCUGUUUGUUGAACUGAGCAUAUCGUUUUAGCGCCCAGGAAAUAGAACUUUAAGAUAUAUAUAGCAUAUAUAUAUACAUAUAUAAAA